Kwoniella botswanensis is the source of this 804-nucleotide messenger RNA. RefSeq lists its product as uncharacterized. The transcript has 5 exons. The record is from RefSeq and is a predicted model, not a curated record. Gene Ontology annotation, cellular component: cytoplasm. Lineage: Eukaryota; Fungi; Basidiomycota; Tremellomycetes; Tremellales; Cryptococcaceae. The coding region runs from base 1 to 804 and encodes 267 amino acids. Gene Ontology annotation, molecular function: aldehyde-lyase activity.
AUGUCUUCCUGGCCCAACGCUCACAACACCACAGUGUCGAAUCCUCGUCUCAAGCUGCUCAACCAGCUCAGGACUGGUGAUACAGCUUUGAUGACUUUUAUAGGGCUUCCCAGUGUCCGAUUAGCACAAAUCGUCUCGUCGACAGGCUUGGAUGCCGUCAUUGUGGAUUGCGAGCAUGGUCACGUCGGUGACGAUCAAAUGCACAAUGCGGUUGCAGGUAUCGCUUUCAACGGAUGCUCCCCUAUCAUCCGAAUUAGAAGUCCUCAUCCAGAUCUGAUCAAGCGAGCUUUGGACACCGGAGCUCAUGGUCUGAUGAUACCAAUGAUCAACACUGCUGAAGAGGCCGCUGCGGUCGUCAAAUACUCCAAGCUUCCUCCAAGAGGAUUGAGAGGUCAAGGUUCACCUUUCCCAGGAUAUGCCUUCGGGGUGCCUAUCCCCGAAUACAACAAGCAGUGCAACGAGACUUUGUUGACCAUCGUACAAAUCGAGACUAAGGAAGGAGUAGAAAACGUAGAAUCGAUAUGCGCUGUCGAUGGUGUUGAUAUGAUCUUCAUCGGUCCUAACGAUCUGGCAAUGUCACUACUUGGCUAUGCACCCGCCAAAUACACCGAACCGGUCUUCCUGGAAGCUAUCGAUAAGGUGGUCAAAGCUGCUAAGAAGCACGGUAAAUGGGUUUCUAAACUUGUAUAUAACGGACAACAAGCCAAGGACGCUGCCAAGGACUUCGACUGUCUAGCCGUAGGGAGUGAUUCAAAGAUCUUGAAAGAAUGGUUCACUGAGCAAGUUAACGUUGUCAGAGGCUAG